GUUGUCAUACAAAUGUACUAUAUUUCAGGAUGGCAACGCUGGUGUGUUUACUCAUUGUGUUGCUAGGGGUGAUGCCACAUGUACAUGCCGUAGCCCCAGUUUUCACUACGCCAAAUCCAGAUGUCAAUAAUCCUUUGCAUAAGCUAUAUUUAGACGAGGAUAAGAAAGGAAAUGACGUAGUUGCCACUCUUGCGGCAACAGACGCCGACACGGAUGAUAACUCAUUGGUGUUCUCCAUGGAUACAUCACCAACAGCGACAAAAGACCUUUUUGAAAUAAAUAGUAGGACUCUUAGAGUGAAGUCAACCGUCACUGCGGGCACCUUUGAUUACGAGAAAAACGGUGCUAUUAAAGAAUACUCAAUCACUCUACAAGUGACUGAUGGUACCGACACGACCACUUUAACAACGACUAUUUCUAUACGAGAUAUUAAUGAAACGCCAGUGUUUUCGGGGACGCCACCUUAUGUCGUAAAUGUAGCUCAGUCUGCGUCGCCAGGAACAACUGUACAUAAGGUAGUCGCAACAGACCCUGACGAUGGAAACACGAUCACCUAUGGUCUCACGGGUGCCUCACAGUUCGAAAUCAAUCCCACAACAGGUGUUAUAAGAGUUACAAGUGGUACGGUAUUUAAUAAAGCAACAACCUCGCAAUAUUCCGUCACUGUUACGGCUACGGAUAACGGGAGUCCAAUUCUAGUUGCCACAGCUAAAAUCAGAUUCGACAUUGUUAUUAGUCCAACAUUUAUUCCAUCAACGCCAACAACCGCCACUGUGAAUGAAAACGCAGCAAUAGAUACAUCUGUAUUUACGGUGAACGUUGCCGAUGGGGAUACUCCGAGUGGCAGUUUGGUAAUUUCUAUUAAAAGCCAGACUCCAAACACACCGACUAAUAUGUUUAAACUGGAAAACAGAGUCUUAAAGACAAACAAAGAUGCCUUUAACGCUGAAGUUCAUCGAACGUAUGCCAUUGUAUUUCGGGUUACGGAUGGCACAUUUACCGUAGACAGUGCAAUUUUAACAGUCAAUGUGAAUGACUUAAAUGACAACUCUCCCGUUAUAACUCCUGUAAGCCCUAUAACCAUUCCUGAAAGCAAACCUUUAGGUACAGCAUCUGUGGUUGUUGACGUCGCUGCAACUGAUGCCGACAUUUCGUCACCCAAUAAUGUUUUGACUUACGCUAUAGUUUCUGGAAACACCGCUACAACAUUUGGUAUUAUUGCAUCAACUGGAGUGAUAUAUCUCCUCAAGGCACCAUUGUCAUCACGUUAUACGUUGAAGGUCAGGGUGUCAGACGGGGCGACACCGCCAUUGUCCAGUGAAAUUGACAUUGUUGUAAAUGUAAAUGGAAGUGAGUAUUCUAGUUAAAGGACGUAAAGUAAAUUAAU
Messenger RNA from Ruditapes philippinarum (Manila clam), 1387 nucleotides. RefSeq names its product protocadherin Fat 3-like. Gene Ontology annotation, cellular component: plasma membrane; cell-cell junction. The record is from RefSeq and is a predicted model, not a curated record. The coding region runs from base 30 to 1367 and encodes 445 amino acids. Gene Ontology annotation, biological process: homophilic cell-cell adhesion. Lineage: Eukaryota; Metazoa; Mollusca; Bivalvia; Venerida; Veneridae. Gene Ontology annotation, molecular function: calcium ion binding. The transcript is spliced from 10 exons.